AUGACAAUUACAUACGAAAACUUCCAGAACUCAGGAAUCGAGGAGAAAAACCCAGAGAUUGGAAAAGCGGCUCCCCCCAAGUCCUUCCUGUGGGAUAUCUUCUCUUGGACCCGCCUCCUCCUGUUCUCCCUGGGCCUCGGCCUCCUGCUGCUGGUGGUUGUCUCCGUGAUUGGAUCCCAAAAUUCCCAGUUAAGGAGGGACCUAGGCACCCUAAAAGCCACUUCAGACAAUGUCACGUCCAACACAAAGGAUGAACUGCAGGCCCUGAUCUCCAGGGGUGACAGCUUGCAAGAGAAGAUUAACUCUCUGAAAGUGGAGGUAGAUGACCACAGGCAAGAACUGCUGGCAGGACGAGGCUUGAGCCAGAACAUUUCUUCUCUGGAGAGCACAGUGGAGAAAAAGGAACAGCAAUUCAAAACAGGUCUAUCUGAAAUAACGGAGCGUGUCCAAGAGCUGGGGAAGGACCUGAAGGCCCUGUCAUGCCAGCUGGCCAGCCUCAAGAACAAUGGCUCUGCAAUGGCCUGCUGCCCUCUUCACUGGGUGGAGCAUGAAGACAGCUGCUACUGGUUCUCUCAAUCUGGGAAGUCAUGGCCUGAUGCUGACAAAUACUGUCAGCUGGAGAAUGCUCACCUGGUGGUGGUCAACUCCAUGGCGGAGCAGAAUUUUCUACAGGGUCGAUUAUCCAACAUGAUCACUUGGAUGGGCCUAACGGACCAAAACGGGCCCUGGCAGUGGGUGGACGGAACUGAUUUUGAGAAAGGCUUUAAGCACUGGGCCCCAGAGCAGCCGGAUAACUGGUAUGGGCACGGGCUUGGAGGAGGAGAGGACUGUGCCCACAUCACCUCUGAUGGACGCUGGAAUGAUGACGUCUGCCACUGGGUCUGUGAGACAAAGCUGGCCAAGGAUAGUUAG
Molecule: messenger RNA, 912 nt
Organism: Cricetulus griseus (Chinese hamster)
Lineage: Eukaryota; Metazoa; Chordata; Mammalia; Rodentia; Cricetidae
Source: RefSeq, a predicted model, not a curated record